UCAUUGCUAAAGGGGUUUUCCGUCGGGGCUCGAUUAGGGUUUUGUCGAGGGAGAGAGAGAUGGACUCGUUCUCGUCGGCGCCGAUGGGUUCUGGAUCGCCGCAGAUGUCGACUGAGCAAAUUAUGGAUCAGGUCAAGACUCAGCUCGCUCAGGCUUACGCCGAGGAGUUCAUCGAGACGCUGAGAGAAAAGUGUUUCAGCAAAUGCAUAACGAAACCAGGAUCAAGCCUCAGCGGGAACGAGAGCAGCUGCGUUUCGAGAUGCGUCGAUCGCUACAUCGAGGCCACGGGAAUCAUCAGCCAAUCCCUCUUCAGCCAACGUUGAUCGGAAG
Tarenaya hassleriana is the source of this 330-nucleotide messenger RNA. RefSeq names its product mitochondrial import inner membrane translocase subunit Tim13. Lineage: Eukaryota; Viridiplantae; Streptophyta; Magnoliopsida; Brassicales; Cleomaceae. The record is from RefSeq and is a predicted model, not a curated record. Gene Ontology annotation, cellular component: mitochondrial inner membrane. Gene Ontology annotation, biological process: protein insertion into mitochondrial inner membrane. Bases 60 to 323 code for a protein of 87 amino acids. The transcript is spliced from 2 exons.